AAUAAUCUUAUUUCAGUUUAAGUUAUUUCUAUUUAUCGCAAAUUGUUUGUUUAUUUAUUUUUGUAUCAAAAUGAUCUUAUAAAUAAUUUCAGAACAACUACAGCUGUGUGACAUCUUUAGAUUCAAAAUAUUGUCUUCCAUAAGUAAUAGAAAAUGAUGAUAUCGCGGUCUAAACACCGAUCAUCGGUGGAUGUUUGUUCUGACUGCGGAGCGUCAGAUCCGUCAUGGGCGUCAAUAAACCGCGGGCUCCUGCUGUGCGCCGAGUGCUGUAGUGUCCACAGGAGUAUGGGACGACAUAUUUCGCAUGUGAAGUCCUUACGCCAAGGUUCAUGGCCGCCGUCACUUUUAGCGAUGGUGCAAGCUCUCACUGCUCAAAAUGUCAACUGCAUUUGGGAACAUUCCCUACUCGACACAUCAGCACCUAAACACUUACGGAAAAAACCACAAGCGAAAGAUCCUUUGCACCCAAUAAAAUCAGAGUUCAUCCAAGCUAAGCAUCUGCGACUGGCAUAUGUAUUGAGAGCUCGUCGAGAUGAACCUCCCAGUGAGUUGGGGAGACAACUACACAGUGCAGUGAGGAGCUCCUCACUGGACACUGCAAUGAGACUUUUAGCGCAAGGAGCUGACCCCAACUAUUAUAAUCAGGAGAAAGGUACUACAUGCCUACAUGUAGCAUGCAGAGCGGGACAGCCUGCUCAAGCUGAGCUCCUGGUGGCGUGGGGUGCUGAUCCAACAGCACGGGACAAUGGUGGGAACACACCAUCAGACAGUGCCAGACAAGGCGGUUACACAGAGCUGGCGGAUCGCAUGACGGAGCUAGUAUACGAGGCGACCGACCGCAUGAUCUACUUCCUGUCCGGCGAGAAACCGGACCACGCGGCCGGCCGCCACUACAUCGUGCCCCGAGCACACGACACGCACGAGAUGACAGACGUCGCGAAGGCCGCCAGAGGGAAGCUGCAGUUGCUACCCAAUCAUCUGUUUGAAGAGUUAGUUAUGGAUAUAUACGAUGAAAUUGAUCGGCGGGAGACUGAAGCCAUAUGGCAGACAAGUGCAACAGGGUUAGAACGGAGCGGCGUAGUUUUCCUUCCGGUGAACCCAGCUCUAUCAGCUCCUCGGAACCAGGGCAGGCAGAAGCUGGCGAGGCUUUCUAUCGCGGAGAUGGCCGCCCUACUCCGAGACGUACUAGUGGAUGCUACACGUCGUCAGCAUAUUGCUACCCUGCAGCCAAGAAGCCUGGCUGGUCCUCAGAACCCUCUUCUAUCCGCUAGUCAUUUGAAACACUUCUCCCAGUUGUCGGAUGAUGAGCCGCUGUACGACUCGGUGGCUUCUGAUGAGGACUAUGCCGCUUUGGCACCAAUAGAUCUUGAUUUGUCACACAUCGUGCCACGGCCCGGCGAAACUGUUUCUUCCACUUACAACGCCUCACUACCCAUCGAGCAAUCCCUAAAUGUAGAAUUUCGCAGAACACAAUCCCCUAUUAGCAUGGGUGUUGUACCAGAGCGAGGUGAAAUCCUGAGCCUUAAAAAGGAAUUAGACAGCAGAGACUCGACUAUCACAGAACUGAAAAACCAACUGAAGAACUUGCAGACUAUAGUGGAACAAUUAACAAAAGAAAACAGCGUAUUAAAAACAAAUAGUAUUGACGAUGAUCAGAGUAUGACGUCGCAGACUUCUGCAAACGAAAGUACCGCUAGUAAUAUGUUAGAGUCUAGUUCUAAACCUCAAGAGAGGGGGAGGAGUCUGGAAUCGGAGGAGCUGCGGUCGCCCGAGGAGUCAGAUUUGAGGCAAACAUUGAAAAGCACACAGCGCCCGGUCAGUAUGUAUGAGCCUAGGGAGGGACCAAAGAAUAACUGGCAGGUUACUAAACAUCAGCUGACGACUGUGUCGGGGCUGGAGCGGUCGCUGACGCAGGGCGCGCUGGAGGAGUGGGCGGGGCCGGAGGAGGGGGCGGGGGCGGGGCCGGGGCCGGGCCCGCAGGAGAUGCCGGGCGCGGAGGCAGUGCAGCGGCGGGCCGAGGCGGUCACCCGCGCCAUACAGGAGCUGUGGGCGGCCGCGCGCGACCUCCCCGCGCGCCCCCCGCCUUCCCCCCUCCACGUGCGCCGUGCCGUCGCAGACCUGCUCGCGCUCUUUCCACAGCCGUGUCCGGAGCCGUCGGUGCAGGCGGUGGUGGAGGCGCUGCGCGCGGCGUCGUCGGCGGUGUUCCGCGCGUGCUGUGCGCCGGCGCCGCUGCCGGAGCUGCGGGCGGCCGCCUACGACCUGGCCAAGGCCACCAAGCUGCUCGUCACGCACUUCCAGCCCUCCUAGCGCCGCGCACACUACUACUACACCACCGUGUAGUACUCCCUCCGAGGGGAAUGAUCGUGGUUGUACCAUUGGUUGUAACGUAGCAAAAAUCCAUGGCAGCUAUUUGGUUGUUUGCUAAGAACUAAGCUAAAUAUGUUUAUUUGAUUGUAUGCUAAAUGGCUAUUCAAAUGGACUUACUAAUAAGCAUAUUUGAAUCACAAAUAAAUAUAGUGUAUUAAAAGAUUAAACUCCUGUACAAUGUCAGCCCCCGCCUGAACAUAGUUUAUCUAAUUUUAAGAUAUUUUAUGUAAUAUUUUUCGUCGUAUAUUUUCGCGUCGACAGGUUAUGUGCCCAGUUUUUUCUGCUUGAUGUAAAUUAGUGUCGUAUGAAUACUGACCGCGAUUGUUUAUUUU
This is a messenger RNA of Achroia grisella, 2699 nucleotides long. It is a transcript of the gene Git, whose product is annotated as ARF GTPase-activating protein Git. Lineage: Eukaryota; Metazoa; Arthropoda; Insecta; Lepidoptera; Pyralidae. Gene Ontology annotation, molecular function: GTPase activator activity; protein binding. The transcript is spliced from 12 exons. Gene Ontology annotation, biological process: regulation of ARF protein signal transduction; brain development. The coding region runs from base 154 to 2307 and encodes 717 amino acids. The record is from RefSeq and is a predicted model, not a curated record.